Messenger RNA from Gymnodraco acuticeps, 4518 nucleotides. RefSeq names its product cadherin related family member 2 (gene cdhr2). Gene Ontology annotation, biological process: homophilic cell-cell adhesion. Gene Ontology annotation, cellular component: plasma membrane. The coding region runs from base 327 to 4208 and encodes 1293 amino acids. The record is from RefSeq and is a predicted model, not a curated record. Gene Ontology annotation, molecular function: calcium ion binding. NCBI's taxonomy places the organism in Eukaryota, Metazoa, Chordata, Actinopteri, Perciformes, Bathydraconidae. The transcript is spliced from 31 exons.
GUGUGGCACCAUGCCAUGCCAUGCUAGGCCAGGCCAGCCAAUGAGGGUCCCGUCUCUCAGUAAUACCCAGGCUUUUAGCCAUAAUAUAUCCAUGUGUGAGAACAACAGGUGGAUAUUUUCAUCUCAUUCACUUCUGUACAACGUUUCUGAGUUUUGACAAACAUAGAGGGACGGGAGGUUUAGGGCUGCUUUAUUGGCUGUGCACUCCUUGUUCGUGUUAAUCAUUUAUGUUUACAACUACAAGGCGAUAAUCACUAGGAGGAACGAGAGCCAAAGGUCUCAUAGACGUCAGUGAAGGAGAAGCUCCUCUGGGAACGCCAUCCGACAUGGAGGGCAUUACAGGAAGUGUAUUACUGAUGUGCUUCAUCGGCUUAAUAGAUGCAAAUACCAGUCCUUCAGUUGAACCUGGAGUCUUUUCAAUAUGUGAAGACAUCCCCAAAGAUCAUCCCGCGUUCACUAUAUUAGCCACAGACCUGGAAGGUGACACACUGACUUAUGAAAUCAAUGGGCCCAAUGCUGCCUACUUCACAGUUAACAGAACCACUGGGGUUGUAUCCAUAGAAAGGAACCUAGAUAGAGAGGCUUCUAAUUAUAUGACGCUUGGAGUUUAUGUCUAUGAUGGUCAAACUGGAACACAGAAAGAUGUAACUCUAAUAAUAGAGGAGGCCAACGACAACAAACCAAUAUUCCAGGAGCCUUCAUAUGACAUUGAUGUCAACGAAAAUACCGCCAUAGGUGCAUCUUUGUUCAAGGCGGAGGCCACUGAUGCAGACACCUCAAGCGCUGGGGUUAUUACUUACAGCAUUGAUGAAGUUACUCCAAGUGCUGGAUCCAGUCUUUUCAGCAUUGUAGCCACAACUGGCGAAGUCAGAUUACAGGGAAGUCUGAAUUACACUGCACUGAGUACUUUCUAUCGGUUGAAGAUUAACGCAACUGAUGGUGGAGGUGCCUGUCAUUAUAGGCCAAUUAAAAACUACUUCUCAAGCGUUGUUUUUUCCUUCGUCACGGUUGUGGACGUCCCAGACCUGGACCCACAGUUCAUUGGUCUGCCCUACGUGGGGAAAGUGGAAGAAAACGCUGUCUUGGACACUUAUGUGUUUAGAGUAACGGCCAUGGACCAGGACACAGGAGUAAAUGAUAAUUUACUCUUCAGCAUUGAAGGUUCCACAGCAGCAGUGGGCCUGUUCAAAAUCUCACAAAUUGAUGGCAACAUAUCUGUGUUGUCGGAUAUUGACAGAGAAGAGAUUGGUGACACUGUUACCCUGACUGUAAAGGCUACUGAGUCUAAAGAAAACAUCCACGGAGUCCGAGCCAGCACCACAACAGAUGUACAGAUCAACAUAAUCGACAAAAAUGAUAACCCGCCAAAGUUUUACAAGUGUGGAGACACAGCAGACGAGCGCUCUUGCGUCAUUGCGAGUGACUUUACAGGAGAUGUGGUUGAGCACUCGUUGGGCGCUGUUUUCAUCAACAUGACAGUAAAAGAUCUGGAUAAGAUAAAAAAAAUGAAACUAACCCUGGAGGGAUUCAACAGUGACGUGUUUUCAGUGGAGCCUCAGUCUACCGCAUCGGACAGCAUCGUUCAGCUUCUGGUCAAGCAGCCCCAAAACCUGGAUUAUGAAAAAAUACUGACAAUUGUUCUAACUGUCAUUGCCAUUGAUGAAGAAGACACCUCCUUCCGUUCCACGGCUACAGUUACUAUUAACAUCAAGGACGCCAAUGACAACAGCCCCAUGUUCGCAAAGGACACGUACAAGUUGGAGGUGGUUGAGCACUCUCCUGCUGGGACAGUGUUGGACACCAUUACUGCAGAUGAUCCUGACACAAUGGAUGAAGGCAACAUCACCUACAAACUUCUUCCAGAAAGCAUACUGCUGUAUUUUGACGUGGAUCCACAUACGGCCGCAGUUUCCGUGAAAAACGCGACUCUGUUGGAUCGCGAGGUCAGAUCUCUGUAUUCAGCCACUCUGCAGGCCAGAGACACAGACGGCAAGCCCGGCAGCACAGUGCUGGAAAUCACUCUGACUGACAUCAACGACCACCCCCCAGUCAUGAACAGAGACUCCUACCAGGAGUUUGUUAAAGAGGGGCAAAAGUUUGAACUUAAGAUACAGGCAACUGAUGCAGAUGAAUCUGAUACAAAAAACAGCCAAUUAGUGUUUGGAAUCGAACCCAGCAGGUACAGUGAUAACUUCACCAUCGACCCUGAAACCGGUGUGCUGACUAACAGGGGUAAGCUCGACCGAGAGGCCCUGGAUCCGGACCUGGACGGGAGGAUCGAGCUCAACGUAACCGCAACUGACAAGGGUAUCCCCCCAUUGUCCACCAUGGUUCCAGUCAUCAUCAAUGUGGAGGAUGUCAAUGACAACGGACCAAAGUUUAAAGCCCCCUCUUACAAAUUCUCAGUCAAAGAAGGAGAAAAAGGUGCCUUUGUGGGCUCUGUUCAGGCUGAGGACUUGGAUCAAACCACAGAGUUCAACCGCAUCUCUUACAGCAUCAUUAAUGGAGGUUUCGGCAGCUUCAUCAUUCGCACCUUUGCAGAUGAGCGGGGAUACAGGGGAAACAUCACCGUAGACUUCGACGUUGAGCUUGACUAUGAGAGCACUCACAAGCAGUACGAACUGAAGGUAGAGGCAGCAGAUCUAGAACAGGUGAAAGCCAAAGUGAUGGUGGAGGUGGAUGUGUUGGACGUGAACGAUGAGAGGCCCGAGUUCAAGCCGUCAGAACCUGUGAAGGUGAAGGAGAACACCACCAUCAGCGGGGCCGUCGGGAGCUUUACAGCGCAGGACAAAGAUGGGAACCACUCACUGGUCUACGAGCUGGAAUCCAUCAAAUGCAGAUGCAACGGCUCUAUGACUGACUGCAGCUGGUUUAUCCUCGAUCCAACAGGCGAAGUCAGAGUCAACCCGGAGACCACAAUGGAUUAUGAACAGUGUGACCUGGCGGUGAUUGAAGCUCAGGUGGUGGACGAGUACACAGAGAAAGGAGAGAACAACAGUGUCACAACAGGAGAAAUGGUUAUCGAAAUUGAAGACAUCAACGACAAUGCUCCAGAAUUCAUUUUGUCAAAUUCGGUUUUUGUUGUGGUGUCAGAAAGUGCAAGUAAAGGGACAUCUGUAGCAGAAGUCAGUGCUACAGAUCGGGACUCUCUAAUAAAUAGGCAGGUUGAAUUUGAAGUUACAAGAGUCCAAUUUGAAGACAACAACAAUAAGACAACUGAUAUGAGGAUGCUGUUCGAGGCCGUCACUACACAGCAAAAGGACAUUUACGUUGGGAUUAUUCAAACCACCGAGGGGCUUGAUACAUCACUGAAAGGGAGGUAUUUGGUCAGCGUGAGUGCAACUGACAGCGGAAAACUGUCCACCAGCACCGUACUGGAGAUCUUUGCAGUUGAUGAAUCCUAUAGAGUGAAUCUUAAAUUUACACAAUCCCAAGCCAGGGUUGAAGAAAACCUCAAUGAAAUCAUCAGGGCGCUUAUUUCUGCCACCAAGGCUACGGUUGAAAUCGCUGGAAUCGGGCCUGAUUUUCCGGAAUCCUCCAGGGCUUCAGGUAACACGAUCGUAGUGGCAUAUUUUGUCUACUCCAACGGGACUGCUCUUACCUCUACUGAAGUGGAGACAAUGAUCUCGGAUCCUGACCACGCUUAUAUACUCAUAGAGCUUGGCCUGGCGGACAUUGGGAAGGCUCCAGUGCUCGAAGCAGAAACCGACCCUCUGAGGUACAUCCUGAUGGGGAUAGUGGCCGGCCUCAUCGUGGUGCUGACUGUCCUCACCACUUCCCUGAUGUGCACUCGCAGAAACUACAGGAGGAAGCUGAAGGCAGCUAAAGCCAUGAACUCUGCCUCCAUGGUGACCUCCAACAACCAGAAAAGCGGCGCUGUGGUGCCCGGGACCAACAAGUACACUAUGGAGGGGGCUAAUCCCGUCCUCAACCUCAACAUCGAUACCACCAUGGUGCUGGACAUGGACGAGGACAGCUCAGAUGUGGACAAAGUCAGCCUCAACUCUUUGGACGACAGCUAUUCCAUGAACGAAGUAUCUAACAUGAAGAGCAUCCAGGAGGAGGAAGAGGAGGAGUGGGAUGAUGGCGGGCCACCGAAGUACAUCGAGCCUCUGGGUGCUGCGCUGGCCCAGCGGGGCCAGAAGAAAGCCUCCGACAAACCUCACGUGGGUUUCAUUAACCCCGCGUUCAGCACGACGGACCUGUGAGGGAAACAAUGACCAGAGGCCUCAGAUGAACAUUGUGUUGCUUCUGUGUAAUCAGGCUGACCAAAUGUCCAGUCAAACACUCUGAUGGUGUUGGAUGAAGUCUUUAUAACUUCAAGAAGCCUUCUGUUGUGACCAGUAGUAAUUUAUUAUUGAUGUUAGAUUCAUGGCACCUAAAGUGAUGAAUAUGCUUUGUUUAAACAUUCAGUUCAAAGGGAUACAAAGGGAGAACCAAGUGGGAGGUUUUCUCUGGGAUUACAAAUCAUACAUUAAUAUCACAUAGACUAUUGAUCUCAUUGAUUUUUGUUUGGUU